This is a messenger RNA of Cucurbitaria berberidis CBS 394.84, 1860 nucleotides long. RefSeq lists its product as uncharacterized. Lineage: Eukaryota; Fungi; Ascomycota; Dothideomycetes; Pleosporales; Cucurbitariaceae. The coding region runs from base 48 to 1667 and encodes 539 amino acids. The transcript is spliced from 3 exons. The record is from RefSeq and is a predicted model, not a curated record.
CCCAACUUUGUUAGUUUGCUUUCCCUUCCUUCUCGUCAUAUCUCAGUAUGCGCUGGCGAUUGGGUUACCUAGCGUACUUUGCGAGUCAAUUUAUUUGGGGUUCAAAUGCAGCAGAAUGCAGGCCACUCACAGUUUCACUUCCCUUCAAGAGUAAUGUGCUAGCCAACCGCGCAGAGGCUCGCGGUGUAUCAUUUAAGAUUGGCAGGCCAAACGCCCAAACAAUAGCUUUGUUACCCAGCGCUUCGUAUAAUGAUACGUACAUGUAUGGCACAAAUGGCUUCUGCGCCGCGAACACAACGCUCGAAAAAUGUACUUCAUACCGAGGCGGCCUUUACGAUAGCGCGCUGUCGGAGGGGAGCAAAACGGGGACAUCAAUCAAGCAUAUCUGGGAUGACGCAACCGCAAAGUGGACUACCGACGAUGUAGUCCUGCAAGAAGAGAUAGAGAAGGGCAUUACAUUGCAGCUUCCCCAAUUCGACUUUGGUGUUCGCGUCAGCUCAGCUCAUGCAUACGUAAACAAAGGCGAAUUGGGAUUAGGGAUGAACUCUACUUUCCUGAACGCGCUGGCAUCCACACAGAGGAUCGCAUCGAAGACGUACUCGUUCUUCUGGGGCACCGACACCGCCAUCUCGGACAAACUACGCAAUGGCUCGCUCACCCUCGGAGGCUAUGAUCAAGCUCUCAUUGGUGACUUCCCGAACACUACAACGACGUUUACCCGCAACCAGUGGCGGUGUCGCGAAGGCAUGGUCGUGGAAUUGACUAGUCUCAGCUUGCAGUCCGUAAGUGGAGGAACCCAGAACAUCCUAGAGGGAUCAGAGAAACUGCAGGCGUGCGUCGUGCCAACAAUUUCGAGUGUGCUCACUUUGCCCGCCAAAUAUUGGGACAAAAUGGCCAAGAUGAUGGGCGUCGAGCCAUCUCCCUUCAACAACGGCACUAGCAGCGAGUUGUUCUACCGCAUAGCUUCCGUCAAGCCUGAGAACGAAAUGUUUAGCGGCAACCUAUCAAUAACGAUAAAUAAUGCCAUCAACGUAACAAUCCGGAACGAGCAGCUCAUCUUCGAUGAACCGUACAUUGCAUCCAACGGUUUGAUAUCGCGCAACCAGGACUGGAAGAACAUCCCCAUCGUUCAAUAUACAGACACAAAUCAGAAUAUGCCGCGGCUAGGGGGUAUGUUCUUGUCGUCGGCGUAUCUGAUGGUCAACCACGAUAAGAACGAGUUCACAAUCUCGCCAGUACAAGAAGAACCUGCUGUGCCGAAGGUGGUAGCUAUUAGUACUGCAAGUAGGUGCGAUACAGCUGUAGAAGGUGGAACAUCUGCCGCUGCAAAGGGUUCAAGCGGGAUAUCAGGAGGGGUAAUUGCAGGCAUCGUUGUCGGUGUCGUAGCUGCCAUCGGCAUCAUGGCUGCUAUCGCUUUCAUGGUCUGGCGACGGAAGAGAGUGGCUCCAGCACCGAAGAGCCCGGUAUAUGAAAUAGCUGAUGAGGGAGGAAUGAUUGCUGAAAAACAUGGCUACAGUACAUCAGAAAUGUACGCGGGGCAGCCUGUGGGAGAGGUUAGCGGGGAGUCACGAGCUUAUGCUGUGGAAUUGGAUGGGAAUAGUAGACCGUCCGAAGUGCCAGCACAUGGAGUGGAAGGAGAGAGUUGGAUAGAUGAUCGAAGGCGAUAAUAUGGAGUUGGUCAACGAAGUAGAAAGUUGAAGCGAUAAUGAUACCCUGAUCCUACACGAAAGCACUGCUAACAUGACCUGACCGCACUUUGUCAGCGCUUAUAGUCACACUACGUCCAUCGAUAGCGUGUGUCAGGAUUUGACACAGAAGUAGCUAUAGUUUUCGAUGAUCACAAUAAGCUUAACCGCACGG